Lampris incognitus (smalleye Pacific opah) is the source of this 1601-nucleotide messenger RNA. RefSeq names its product glucose-6-phosphatase catalytic subunit 1a, tandem duplicate 2 (gene g6pc1a.2). Gene Ontology annotation, biological process: glucose 6-phosphate metabolic process; gluconeogenesis. Lineage: Eukaryota; Metazoa; Chordata; Actinopteri; Lampriformes; Lampridae. Gene Ontology annotation, molecular function: glucose-6-phosphatase activity. The coding region runs from base 38 to 1120 and encodes 360 amino acids. The transcript is spliced from 5 exons. Gene Ontology annotation, cellular component: membrane. The record is from RefSeq and is a predicted model, not a curated record.
UAUCACCCUGACACUUCCCUCAGGGAGCAGAGCUAAGAUGCUUAAUGCUAUAAUGGAUGCCAUGCAAGGUUUUGGGGUGAGCACAACCCACUACCUACAGACCAACUACAAGGAUGCCCAGGGCUUGUUUCUCUGGGUCUCCUGGGCAGCAGACCUAAGGAACACCUUCUUCAUUUUCUUUCCCCUUUGGUUUCACCUACGGGCUUCGGUGGGCAUCAAACUCAUCUGGGUGGCUGUGAUUGGAGACUGGCUCAACCUAGUAUUCAAGUGGAUUCUGUUUGGCGAGAGACCUUACUGGUGGGUCCAUGAGGCAGCUUACUACGCAAACACUGUCGCUCCUCACAUUGAGCAGUACCCCAUGACCUGCGAGACUGGGCCAGGCAGCCCGUCUGGCCACGCUAUGGGAGCUGCCGGAGUCUAUUACACCCUGGUAACCUCCAUCCUGGCUAUCAUGACCAGCAAGAGGAAAAACAGCAACAAAAAAUCCACCAACAACAGAUGGUAUUUGAAGGCGAUUCUAUGGACUGUAUUCUGGGCAGUCCAGGUUUGUGUCUGUCUGUCUAGGGUCUUCAUUGCUGCCCACUUCCCCCACCAGGUCAUUGCUGGAGUCAUCACAGGCAUGAUCGUGGGUGAGGCCUUCAACAGGACUCAGUGGAUCUACAAUGCCAGCAUGAACAAGUACUUCUACACCACCCUCUUCCUGACCUCCUUUGCUGUUGGCUUUUACCUGCUGCUGAAGGCUGUGGGUGUGGACCUGCUGUGGACCCUGGAGAAAGCCCAAAAAUGGUGUGUUAGGGCAGAGUGGGUUCACCUGGACACCACCCCCUUUGCCAGCCUCCUGCGUAACAUGGGCACGCUCUUCGGCCUGGGCCUGGGCCUACACUCGCCCCUCUACACCGAGUCCAAGAAGAGCAGCAGCACCCUAGUUAAGGCAGGGUGCAUUGUCAGCUCUCUGCUUCUGCUGCACCUGUUUGACUCCUUCAAGCCCCCCACGCACACUGCAGCCCUUUUCUACCUGCUGUCCUUCUGCAAAAGUGCCACCGUUCCCCUGGUCACCAUCAGCAUCAUCCCAUACUGUGUCAAUGGAGCUCUGAGCCUACAGAACAAGAAAAGCCUGUGAGCCACCCACUCAGAUUGAUUUAAAGACUGAUGAAGCAGGAACUUAAUAGAUUUCAGAACUUUUGCAUGGGUAGGUGCUUUCUUACUUACAUAUGACCAUCAACUGAUCAUCAGAAAAUAGCAUGGAAAUUGUCACUGGUAUCAUUUGGCCACCUUGUGCAGAUGUUGGGGAAUCUUGAUAGUUCUGAACACUAUGGGACAAUAAGUAAAAGCACCGUCUAGCGUACCCAGUGGCACUUAUCUGUUAAAACGUAUUGAAACAAUGAUACAUUAGAACUGGUUUAAAAUCCAGAAUCAGGACUGGAUCAAGGCAGGAGCCUAUCAAGAGAAUGUGUCUUUGGAGUUGCAAUGUCAAACCUCAAUGUAAAGAGAACAGUUUCACUCAGGACUUCCAUGUAUUAUUUCAGCUGUAUUAUUGGUGUAUUUUUUUAAUGUUAUUUUUUCUUUACAAAGUAUUUUUGAAGUUCUGUCGUUUUUUUAAU